AUGUUUUUGGCUUUAUUCUUCGGUGUAUUUUUAGUAGCUGCUGGUGCUGUGGCAUAUUUCUUCCUCACCAACAAGGGAAAGAAACAGGUGUCCAUUCAUAACCAUGACUGGAAACCUGACAUUGUCUACUUGUACCAGUUCCCAAGGAGCUCCUGCAUGCCGAAUGUGUCACCGUUUUGUCUGAAGGUUGAGACGUUUCUCAAGGCCAACAAAAUCCCAUAUGAAGUACGCCCACUAUUGAUGGGACGUUCACAAUACGGUCUGCUACCAUUUAUCGAGCUGAACGGUGAACACAUUGCCGACUCACAGAUCAUCAUUCACCGUCUCACGGAACACUUUAAAACCAAGACUUUGUUAAUACCGAGAGAUGAGGCCAUAGCAAGAACCAUCGACAGGAUGACCGACAACCACACAUUUUUGGUAUUGUAUCAAUUCAAAGUGCUUUCGACUGGGACAAAUAACUUCUUUUCUAUGAUGUUGGAAGAACUUGGAGUACCAAAGCUGAUUUUACCUAUUCUUGCAUAUUUUUUCAGGAGAAAGGCAGCAAAUCGUGUUGCGGCAUCUCUUGGCCAUUUUUCCACUGAAGAUUUCAAAAUAUUCUUGAAAAAGGACUACGAUGCCUACCGAGAUCUGCUUGGUGAUCAGAAAUUCCUCUUUGGAGACGAGAUUAAUACGGUCAGUGAUGCCUCUAGAAUUUCUUGA
Molecule: messenger RNA, 702 nt
Organism: Haemonchus placei
Lineage: Eukaryota; Metazoa; Nematoda; Chromadorea; Rhabditida; Trichostrongylidae
Source: the annotation of a GenBank genome assembly